Molecule: messenger RNA, 1491 nt
Organism: Caenorhabditis remanei
Lineage: Eukaryota; Metazoa; Nematoda; Chromadorea; Rhabditida; Rhabditidae
Exons: 10
Coding region: 1-1491 (496 amino acids)
Biological process (GO): G protein-coupled receptor signaling pathway; olfactory behavior
Molecular function (GO): G protein-coupled olfactory receptor activity
Source: RefSeq, a predicted model, not a curated record
AUGGGAGCAUUUCCCCAAAUAAAGUUUUAUAUCGACUUGAUCGCUAUGAUACUUGCCAUCGUAACCAACUCUACACUCAUUCUUCUUGUCAUCACUAAAUCCCCACAAAGACUUGGAAAUUAUAGACAUCUCAUCUGCUAUUUUUCUGCAAUAUCGAUUGUAUUGGCGUUAUUGCAUUUUCUGGUCCAACCGUACGUUAUGAGUGAAGCAAGCUUUUUUAUUGUCAUGAACUUAAAAAAUAGUCAUCUUCAAAAUCAUCCGACUGCUGCUCUUUUGCUACUUUCCAGUGUUCAUGGAUUGUUCGAGGUUACAAUCUAUGCGAUCUCGAUUAAUUUCAUCUUCAGAUAUUUCGCACUACAGAGACAAGAUCUGAAGGAAAUGUACGAUUUGGAUAUUGACAAGGCUACGUAUUCUGGAUGUUUCUACUAUACCAUUGAUGAAUAUGGAAAUAAACAUUGGAAUUGGAAAGAACUCUCAGGAAUUUUUUUGAACCAUUUUAUGAAGGUUAUUCCAUUAUUCAUCAUAUUCUACUUUGGAACCAAGAGUUAUAAAAUAAUCAGAGGAUUGAUAUCUCAAGGAGAGAGUGAAUAUUCUAGAAGACUGCAGACUCAACUGUACAAAGCAUUGGUUGCUCAGACUCUGAUCCCCUUAAUCUGCUUAUUUCUUCCCAUCGGCGUGUACUCCUUAAGCCCGUUAGUUGGUUUUAGCAUUGAGUGGGCGGGUUUGAUAUUUGAGGGUUUGCUUGCAUUGUAUCCCGCAAUGGAUCCGAUUCCAAUUAUCUUUCUGUACUUGAUUAGCGAUGCGAGCUUCUUUUUGGUCAUGAAUUUGAAAGAUGGCCUGUUUGAAAAUUAUCCAACUGUUGCUCUUCUGCUGCUGGACGGUCUUGCUGGAUUGUUUGAUACUACUAUUCAUGCAAUAUCAAUCAGCUUUGUCUUCAGAUAUUUCGCCCUUCAACGACAAGAUCUGAAGAAUAUGUACGGCUUGGAUAUUGAAAAGACCACAUAUUCUGGAGGUUUCUAUUGGACAAUUGAUGAGUACGGAGAUAAAAUAUGGAAUAUUAAAGAAGCGUCUGGAAUCAUGGUUCUGAAUAUUAAGAAGCUUAUUCCAUUAUUCAUCAUAUUCUACUUUGGAACCAAGAGUUAUAAAAUAAUCAGAGGAUUGGUAUCUCAAGGAGAGAGCGAAUAUUCUAGAAGACUGCAGACUCAACUGUACAAGGCAUUAGUUGCACAGACCCUGAUCCCAUUGUUCUUCAUAUUUUUCCCUCUCGCUGUGUAUGGCAUGGGCCCAUUUAUUGGUCUUAGCAUCGAGUGGGCUAAUUUAAUACUCGGAUCUUUCUUUACCGUGUACCCUGCUCUGGAUCCAAUUCCCAUCAUAUUUUUGGUGGAUGACUAUCGGAAUGCCUUUUUGAACUUCUUCCGUCGAAUAUUUUCAAAGCAUCAAAUUGCUGCGGUGACAUUCUACGAUUCGAAUAUGAAUACUUUCCAAGCAUGA